GUGUUAUAGACUUCACGCAAAACGGCUUGACUAACGGUAAGCAGUGAAAAGCGAUGGGACAAACAAACACUGACACAGUUAGAUGAUGUUGAAAUUAUAAAACUAAGGGGACAAAAGAUUUUCUGUAUCAAGAUUAUGAUCCUGUUGCGCCUUUACUGGUAAAUAGGUCAGAAGUACCAGAAUCAGUCUCUCAGCAAGCAGAACUUCAUACCAUUUCUCGUAUAAAUGACCCACAGACUUCAACAAGAAGGUUAGACCUUCUCAUCAUGGGUAUAGACAGUAAUCACGUUGGUCCAAAUGUUAAUAGCAUUACUACAGACAUGGCAGACCCUAUCCAAUUGACUUCAAAAACUCUUCUUAGCCCUAAGAAGAAAUCUAUGGCGUUAUCUCGGCUAAAAAAGAACCAGCUUAUCUCCAAGUCAGAACGUCAACUAAAAACCUAUAGUGUACCUCAGUUUGAAGCACAUAGUAGUGAAGAUGUGCGACAAGGAGAAUUCAGUCAACACCGACCUUGGUCACAAAUGUACUGUGAUGAUGAAACUCAGGAAGUAUUAGAUAACUCUUUUCGAGUUUCUUGUGAUACGACAAGUGAUAAGAAGUUGUGGUAUAACUACAGUGAUGGUUUUCAACAACCAAGUGUAUCAGGUGGUGAAAAGAGUGCAUCUUCAACAUUUAGCCAUCAUUCAUCAAAUCGAACAUCUAGUCCACGAUCACUGGGAAGUGAUAGUGUUCUCCAGAAGUUCAGAAAAACAUUUUCUUUACGCUUUCAGAAGAAUAAAAAAGAUGCUUCUGUCUCUGGAAUACCUUCUACAAAUGUUGAACAGAAUGAUAGCUCAGAUGAUUCCCUUUCAAGAAUGACUUUGUCAGGGGAAAGUGACCGAGGUUCUCUAUCUCAGGAAGGUAUAACAGACUUCCGUGAUAAUCCUGAACAUUCUAAAAAAUCUCCCCAAAAGACAAGUGAAAUAAAUAAGUGCAGAAAAGAUGAUGAAGUAACAGUCAGUUCUCGCAUUGGAUCUAUGGUAUUAAGACCUUCCAAAGAAAGAAAGAAAUCAACAGAAAGACAAAACCGGCAUAGCCUCAAGUUAUCUAAUGUUUCCACUUUUGGUUCUCCAAAACACUCAAAAGUUUCAUUGAGUCAGGCUGAAAUGAAAACAUUUAAAUCCAUAAAUCCUCAACAUAGAUGGUCAGUAGAUGUUAGUCAUGAUGGAUUUCAUCCUCCUCCUUCAAGCACAAAUAUUGGAAAACAACACUCUAAUCCACAUUCAUUUAAGACCCGACCAGUUAAGUCUAGACCGCAGGUUCAGUGCCAUAACCCUACAUUGCACAUGCGAAGGUCCUUCAGCCAACCACUAGACAUUCAAAGGGUAGCUGGAGUGAAAAGAAGUCAGGAAAUAUCUCGAGGUCUGUCUGACCGUGAUGGGUCUUAUGAUGGUAGCACAGCUUCUUCAGAUGAAGUUGGUUCAGACAGUGAAGUACUUCGUUCCUUACCUGUGUCAAAAACAGAAAACUGUAUUAAAUUGUUCCAUCAAAGUAGCAUCACAUUUGCUGAAGCUUUGUGGGAUCAUGUCACUGUGGAUCCUGAGGAACUUAGUUUUAAGGCUGGUGAAGUGAUUGAAGUUUCAGACUCUUCAGAUGAGGAUUGGUGGUGGGGUUCUAUAAAUAAUCAAAGUGGCUGGUUUCCAGCCACUUUUGUAAGGCUUCGAGUAAAUCAAGAGGACACCUUAGAAGAUUGUGUUGAAAAAUUAGCAACUGGAGAUUUAACUGGAGAUUCCAGAGGCAGGAUGAACAUUAGUCUACUGACUAAGGAACAAGUGCGUGCUAACAUAGUUCAAGAAAUUAUUAGUACAGAAAAAGAUUUUGUUAAACAUCUUGAAGAUGUUGUUCAGGGUUACUUAAGACAGGUUCGAAGGAGACCAGAUAUGUUUUCACCAGAGAGGAUAACAACAAUCUUUGGUAACAUUGAAGAAAUUUACAAGUUUCAAAAAGAGUUCUUAAGAAGGCUUGAAGCUUGCAUUGAUCACAAUAGACCACAUUUAAGUUUGGUGGGAAAUUGUUUUUUGCAUCAUGCUUGCCGACUUCUACAGCAAAUGAUAGACAUUUCCAUGGAUGGCUUCUUACUAACACCUGUUCAGCGUAUCUGUAAGUAUCCACUUCAGCUGGCCGAACUGCUCAAAUACACAGACAUCGAUCAUCCAGACUACAUUCCAGUCACAAGUGCCUUGUCUGCUAUGAAAGAAGUAGCCCAGCUAGUGAAUGAACGAAAACGUCGAAUGGAGUGUUUGGAGCGUCUAGUGGAGUGGCAGCAGACUAUUGAUGGAUGGGAGGGUCCAGAUGUAUUAGACUUUUGCUCUGUCCUCAUUCACUCGGGUGAUGUUGUAAGGGCAUUUUCUGGAUGGUCCCGAGAAUACACACUGUUUCUUUUUGAUCAUCUUUUAGUCUACUGUAAAAAGGACCUUUUAAAGAGACAGAACUAUAUAUAUAAAGGAAGGAUACAUCUAAGUUCAUGCUGUAUAUUUAAUGUUGAGGAUGGCAAAGAUGUUCAGUUUGGAAUAACAGUAAAAAAUGCAUGGAAAAUCUUCUGUGCUUCACGAGGCAAGUGGUUCAUGUUCUAUACUAAAACACCAGAGGAAAAAACAAGAUGGUUGGAAGCAUUUGGGGAAGAAAGACAAAGAGUUAUGGAAGAUGAAACACAGGGUUUUACUGUUACAGAACGAGCUAAGAAAGCUGCCAGAUUAGCUUUUUUAAACAAACAGAAAGCUAAAAGACCUAAAGUUAAACAAAUGAAAGGACCUAAUCCACACCCAGGUACAGUUAUGACAGAAAUGUUAUCAGAUGCUCCAAUGACUUUUAAGUCUCGAACAAGUAGUUUGCCAUCCAAUUUUCAACCUAACAUGAUGGUCAUGAUGGGUUCAAGACUUAGUUCACCUAAAAAGAAAGGAUCUGGAUGGUUCCACUUUGGAAGUGGCAAGAAGACCAAAAAGUGAGAAGAAAGAAAUGUCAUCUUUCAAGCAACUCUUUAGGUUCUUGUUGUUCAAGCUGUUCUUAAGAAGUUUCCCUCUAAUGCUACACCAUAUCUUUGACUUGUGUCAACAUUUUCAAUCUGUGUUCAAGAGAAAAGAGUGAACCAUGAGUUAUACCAAGCUUGUAUAUGGGUCUGUAUAUUAUUUCAGAUUCUCAGCAUAAAGCUUUCCUCUGCAUCAUGUUCUUAACCCAUGCCAACUUGUUCAGUCUAAGCUUAAGAGGAAGGAAUGGACCAUAAACUUUGGUAGAUUUCUUAAAAUUCAGAUUCUUAAAAAAUGCUUCACUCUAGUACCACUCAACAUGGCAUUCUUCACACCUCCCAAGCCUGUUAAGUUGGUGUUCUCAGCAGUCUUUUUUUAUUAUUAUAAAAUAAUAAUUUGGAAGCUCUGUUUUUUUGUGUUAUGUGUAAUGAUUCCGUGUGCAUACAAAAUAGUUAAGGUUCUUAGUAAAUUAAAACAUGACAUUCUUAUACUAUUUAUGUUUUCAAGCUUGAUUAGCUAAUGCUUCAAGCAAUUGCCUUGAGAAAAAGAAUGAGCAAAGCAUGACUUUUUGUAGAUCUCAAAAAUGUAUACAUAGCCAUGUAUGAUAGUGUAGGUUUUUGGUAAAAGGUUUUGCUCUAAUGCUUUUCAGUUUGACAUUCUUACACGUGCCAAGCCAACUCAGACAAUGCUCCUGCAAGAAAUCUUUGAGUUUUGGUACCAACCAAAUUUUUGUGUAUUGUAUUAUUACUUGACGCUUUGUCAAAAACUUUACAUUCUUACCACAUGAUGUGACAUGCUUUGUGUGCCAAGCUCACAGUCAGUGCUCCAUCAAUCUUCUUGAGAAGUAAAACAUAAACUUUGGUAAAUUACAAAGUUUGUGUAUGGUGUAAAAUAUUCUACAUGACAAGUAUUUCAGCUUUGAAUGAAAGAAAAUAAAAAAUAAGUUCAUUAAUUAUUUAUAUAGUAGAAAGUAUUGUUUGUACAUAUUAUGAGAAGUCUCUUGCUGUGAUAGGUCUGAUUAAUGAAAAAUUGUUGACUUUAUGUGUGUGUAUUAUAUAUAUAUAUAUAUAUAUAGAUUCAUUAAAAUCUUAAGGAAUGAGCUCUGACCAGUACAGGGUCAGUCAAGUAAUACAUACAUAUGUAUAUAUCCAAAAUAUGAAAUAUAUAUGUAUAUGUGGGUGUGAUCUUCUCAAGUGUAUUUAAUAUAUAAAAAUUCAAAGCACCACCAGCUUCAAAAUAUUACUGGUUGUUAUUUAUAUUCUGGAUUGUUUGGUAGUGCUUUUGCAGUUUGAACAUUGCUCUUCAGCCAACCUAUUUAAAGAAAAAUACAUAAUACAAAGUAUAUAUAUAUAUAUGCUUACACAAGCAUCCCAGUAAAAAUAUUCUAAAGAAAUCAUUAUUAAGAAUACAACUAUAAAUUAUUUUUGUGGACAUUAUUCAGAAUUUUUGCAUUCCAAAUUUACUAAGGAAUUUUUAACUGAACUUGUAAAAUUAGUACUGAAAAAGGAUUAUUUUAUUUGUAAUAAUGAUUUCAACCACCAGAUAAAAGGAACCACCAAGGGUACAAAAAAUGGCACCUAUCUAUGCUUUUUUAGUAAUGGGUUUCUUACAAGAGAUGUAUACCAUUUUUGAUCAAAGAGUGAAUUAACACAGAUGUUAGCUCUUAUGUCAUAUUAUAUUGGCUGAAAUACAUUGGUGAUUGUUUUAUUAUUUGGAAUGAAGAUUUAAAGUGCUUUAAUUUUAGCCAAGUUUUAAAUGAUUUAGAUUGAAACAAUAAAUUUACUAUUGAAAAGGCUUAUACAAUUAUACAUUUCUUGGAUAUAUUGAUUUACAUAUCUGACAUUAGCUCUUUAGAAACUGAUAUAUUUUUAUAAACUGACCAAUUCCCUUGUUUAUUUAGAUUUUAGUAGUAACCAUCCAAGAUACAUCAAAAGAAAUAUCCCAUAUACAUUAGAAAAGAGAAUUAUACAGAUCCUGAACAAUAAAGAAAAAAAGAAGUAUCAGAUUAAAUGAAAUAAAAACGAUUUUAUUAAAUAGAAAUUAUCAAAAAGAUCUAAUUGGCAAAGAAUUAUUUUGCACCAAAUUAUAUGGUGCAAAAGCUAGUAAUCAGUCAGAAGUGUUACCAGUCAUUACUAUGUACAUAUAUUGCAUAAUUACAAGUUAAGAUCGAUUGCCUCCUGUACAUCUAAUACUGUCAGAAGAGCACUAAUUGAUGUUAUUGUAGCUUAUAGACAGCAUAAAAACUUGAACUGUUUACUUUGUUGUAAACACUAUAUUGAAAAUAGACAAGAAGGUAUUAUUCAGUGUAAAAACUUAAGAUACCCACUCUGUAGUCUGUAUUAUAUUACCAAUAUCAUUAAAAGCCCAGAUGGAACUAUUACAUUUAAAAUGAAAAGAUCUUUCUCUUGUAGUUCUAAAAACUGUACUUGUGUUGAAAGUUAUGUUGUACCAAACAGAAAAUUUAAGAUUUAAAAUGAAUCAACAUAAGGUUUAUGUUAGAAAUCCAAGUCACAGCCAAUUAAAUUGCUCAGAACAUUUUUACAAUACAUCUUAAGUACUCAUGACCUUUGUUUUUCCAUUUUGAUUUUGUGAAAGUUAGUUUAUAAAAAAAGUUUGGUAUUACUGCGUACCUUGUUUAACUAACUUAUAGAUUUCUUAUGUUUUUGAAUUGGAUUGUGUUAUUUAUAAGUUUUAAUUGUUUAUGGAUUUUAUAUAAUAUUAAUAUUGAUUUUUUUAGAA
Molecule: messenger RNA, 5741 nt
Organism: Limulus polyphemus (Atlantic horseshoe crab)
Lineage: Eukaryota; Metazoa; Arthropoda; Merostomata; Xiphosura; Limulidae
Product: spermatogenesis-associated protein 13-like
Exons: 14
Coding region: 267-2984 (905 amino acids)
Biological process (GO): intracellular signal transduction
Cellular component (GO): cytoplasm
Molecular function (GO): protein binding; guanyl-nucleotide exchange factor activity
Source: RefSeq, a predicted model, not a curated record